Rana temporaria (common frog) is the source of this 5667-nucleotide messenger RNA. It is a transcript of the gene EML4, whose product is annotated as EMAP like 4. Gene Ontology annotation, cellular component: mitotic spindle. Gene Ontology annotation, molecular function: microtubule binding. Lineage: Eukaryota; Metazoa; Chordata; Amphibia; Anura; Ranidae. Bases 207 to 3209 code for a protein of 1000 amino acids. Gene Ontology annotation, biological process: microtubule cytoskeleton organization. The record is from RefSeq and is a predicted model, not a curated record. The transcript is spliced from 24 exons.
GGGCUUGUGUGAGUGUCCUUCUUCUUGAGGAUUUCUUUGUGCCAAUACAGAAGUGCUUUGUGGUUGGCCAUCUGGGCCGGGAGGAUUUCCUCGCAAUUCAAAGCAUGACGUGUGUCGCAGUGCUCUGGGAUUUGCUGUGAAAGCUCUGGAGGUUGCGAGGAAACGUUGACAAAGUCGACUUUGGGACGUGUGAAAUAGGUGCUAGGAUGGAAGCCAGCUUGCCUGACCUCACGUCUGCGGGGCUUUCCUCAACGCUGGGGAACCUCAGCAAUGAUGAUAGUGUUUCUGCAGCAAGCACUUCUGAUGUGCAAGACCGUUUAUCUGCCCUGGAGCUGAGAGUCCAGCAGCAGGAGGAUGAAAUCACUGUGCUUAAAGCUGCCUUGGCUGACGUGCUCAGGCGUCUGGCUGUUUCCGAGGAUCAAGUGGCCACUGUGAGAAAAGCACCACCUAGCAAAGGUCCUCCAGCACUACGUGAAGCCCUUUCUAUGUCUUGUAUUACCAAUGGAGGAGCGGGAACCAGAAAACCAACCCUUACUGGAUCUGUUGCCAGAAAAGAUACAUUGGCAUCAGCUGCUAAAAGUAGCACAGAGAAAAAGAAAGAGAGACCCCAAGGCGUCAAAGAGGAAUCAAAUACAAAUGAUCAGAGCCCAUUAAAUCAGGCAUCUCCUUCUCCCCAACCUUCCCCACAGACCAGCCAAACACACAGGCAAAAUCAGGAAAGCAGGAACGCUGCUUCAACCAAAAGUAUAAAGAGAACCACCACCAUUGAAAAAUCGCACAACGCAUGGGAAUCCUCUGAUGACAGUCGAAACAGGCUAAUGAGGGCAGCUUCAACAUCAAAACUGACCUCAAAGGCUUCCAAAGCUUCAGAUAAGCAUAAAGAUAUUGUCGUCAGCCCAGCAAAAAUGUCCACACGAGAAAAAAACAGCCUAGAAGGAGAAUACAUAAAAAUGUUUAUGCGAGGUCGACCAAUCACAAUGUUCAUUCCUUCGGAUGUGGAGAGCUAUGAAGACAUAAGAACAGAACUGCCACCAGAGAAGUUAAAACUGGAGUGGGUAUAUGGUUACCGUGGGAGGGACUGUCGAGCCAAUGUUUACCUUCUCCCUACCGGGGAAAUUGUAUAUUUCAUUGCAUCUGUUGUAGUACUGUUCAAUUAUGAUGAGCGGACUCAGCGCCAUUAUCUUGGUCACACAGAUUGUGUUAAAUGCAUUGCCGUUCAUCCAGACAAAAUUAGAAUAGCAACCGGACAGAUUGCUGGUGUAGACAAAGAUGGAAGGCCUUUACAACCACAUGUUCGAGUCUGGGACUCUGUCAGUUUGUCUACUUUGCAAGUUAUUGGCCUCGGGACCUUUGAGCGGGGUGUUGGAUGUCUGCAUUUCUCCAAAGCGGAUUCGGGGUCACACUUGGCGGUCAUCGACGACUCCAAUGAACAUAUGUUGACUGUGUGGGACUGGCAGAAGAAGUCGAAAGUAGCAGAGAUUAAGACUACGAAUGAGGUGGUCUUGGCAGUUGAAUUCCACCCAACUGACCCCAGUACGAUAGUGACCUGUGGCAAAUCGCACAUCUUUUUCUGGACCUGGAAUGGCAGUUCCUUGGCCAGGAAACAGGGAAUCUUUGGGAAAUACGAGAAACCAAAGUUUGUGCAAUGCUUGGCUUUCCUAGCCAAUGGCGAUGUGCUUGCUGGAGAUUCAGGAGGUGUCAUGUUAAUAUGGAGCAAAACUCCAGUGGAAUCCACAGCCGGGAAAGGAGUGAAAGGUGUCUACCAAAUAAGUAAGCAGAUCAAAGCUCAUGAUGGCAGCGUGUUCACAUCGUGUCAGAUGAGGAACGGUAUGUUGCUCACGGGAGGCGGCAAAGACCGGAAGAUUAUUAUGUGGGAUCACAAUCUUAAUCCUGAAAGGGAGAUUGAGGUUCCAGAUCAAUAUGGCACCAUCAGAGCGGUGGCAGAAGGCAAAGCUGACCAGUUCUUAGUUGGCACAUCUCGGAAUUUUGUUUUGCGUGGCACGUUUAAUGACGGUUUUCAGGUGGAAGUUCAGGGUCAUACAGAUGAGCUCUGGGGGUUGGCAACCCACCCCUUCAAGGAUCUGCUUUUAUCAUGUGCUCAGGACAAGCAGGUCUGUUUGUGGAACUCUGUAGACCACACGCUAGAAUGGACCAGACUGCUAGAAGAGCCUGGACACUGUGCCGACUUCCAUCCUAGCGGAAUAGUAGUAGCAAUUGGAACACAUUCUGGGAGAUGGUUUGUGUUAGAUGCAGAGACACGAGAUCUGGUUUCUAUACACACAGAUGGCAAUGAGCAGCUCUCCGUGAUGCGAUACUCCAUCGACGGGACGUUGCUUGCAGUGGGUUCUCAUGACAAUUUCAUUUACCUCUACAAUGUCUCAGAAAAUGGAAGAAAGUAUAGCAGAUACGGAAAAUGCUCUGGACAUUCCAGUUAUAUUACACACCUUGACUGGUCCCCAGACAACAAAUACAUAAUGUCAAACUCAGGAGACUAUGAAAUAUUAUAUUGGGACAUUCCAAGUGGUUGUAAAUUAAUUCGGAAUCGUUCAGACUGCAAAGACAUUGACUGGGCAACUUACACUUGUGUGCUAGGAUUUCAAGUUUUUGGAGUGUGGCCAGAAGGAUCGGAUGGAACAGAUAUCAAUGCAUUAGUGCGAUCUCGCAACCGAAAAGUUAUUGCCUUGGCCGAUGACUUUUGUAAGGUCCAUCUGUUUCAGUAUCCAUGCUCCAAACCAAAGGCUCCCAGUCACAAGUACAGUGCCCACAGCAGCCAUGUAACUAAUGUCAGCUUCACACACAGCGAUGGCCACCUAAUCUCAACCGGAGGGAAGGACAUGAGCAUCAUGCAGUGGAGAGUGAUAGAAAAAGUGUCACUCUCUCAAAAUGACAAUAUAGUGGAAAUAAGUUCUUCUAGCGUUCCAGCUGUAAGUGAAAAAUUAGCGCAGGAAAGUUCCCCCACCUCCGAGAUACCUCCAGCAAAUGAGGAGGAUGGUACUCCUGUGGAGUCUCCAGCAACUCCGGCAGAAGAUGCCGUGGAAGCAGAAGUUGUACCGGAUGGCAUCGAGGAACAAAACGAGGUGCAGAGUGAAGAAAGCAGCCCAGAACCCUUGGCGACAAAUGGCCAAGCGCCUCCUAGUGAAACAAAUGAGGAGACAGCGGAGUCUCUUACCAUUACAGAAUCCCAGGGUGAAGAUUCACCAGUGUCUUAACACCUAAUUCUAUUGGUUCUUUUUUCAAUUCUAUACCUGGUGUGUGAGCUUUCGACAUGGGAAGAGGGUUUAAAUAGUAGGAGAAUAUAUUUGGAUGGAUGUUCAUACCACGUGCGAUUUAGUUUGGUUUCGUCCAAGAAGCCUUCGUCACGGGCUACAGAAAAAAAGCCAAAGCUGGAAGUUGGACAAACAAAAAAAACAAAAAACUAAAAAAAAGUGUAGAUGGUAGAUUUCAGGAAAUGAUGUCACUAAGUGGUGUGUUUGUAUAUAUUUUGUAGGGUCAAACUGGGUCAAUAUAAGAUUUAAGGAAGUGAAGAAUAAUAAAAAUUACAAAUAUGCGUUCUACAAAGGUGUUUCCUAUGUGCAUAUGGUAGAGGCCAAAUCCAUCAUCUGUGAUUGUUAUCGGAUCUUGAAAACUGUGCUCAGUCACGUUGGUCAACGCCUAUGCAAUUUUCUUACAAAAACUCUAAAGACCGUUUGCCAUAAGAAGUCUGUCCUAAUGCUGCUACCUGUCUUAAGGACUGUUUUUGUUUAAGAACUAUAAUAGCAGCUUAUCUAAUUUGAUUUGGCUUUGUCCUGACCAAGCUUUCUUUAAUGGGAUCCUAGAGCUGGCCAUGCAUGGAGGAUCGACGCUCUGGCUGAACAUCCCACUAUGUACAAGGUACUAACGGUUAAAGAUGAUAACCUCUCGGUGUCUGGCUUGAAGGAAAUCCUCCUGGUGGACAAAUUUCAGCUGAUUUCCCACUGUGGUUUAAUCUCCCAAACGGGCAAUGGGAUUUCCUUAUGUAUGGCCAGUUUAAUUCAACUACCAGAGAUCUGUAGACUCACUCAGAUGUGACUGGGCAAUAACUGCAUUGGGGAAACCAGAAUCAUGAUUACAGUAGAGAUUAUUGUAUCGUCCAACAGUGGAGCUUUAGUUGCAUAUACUGGCAGACUAAAUCCUCUCUUGGAGUUCCUGGCUCUGCCCAUCAACCACCUACAAUGUCAUACGCCUUACUGCAAUAUUAUAAAAUAAGUGAAUUGUAGAAAAAUCGUUAAAUACGGUUAUAAUAACUGUGCAAGUUGGGUGGAACUAGGAACCCCACAGAGCAGAAAUAGUCACCCCAUCAUUCUUGAGAAGCCAGUGGUUGAAAUAUUAGAUCUGUAUGGACUGAUGACCCCUUUAAGCAAAAAAAAAACACUGCUUAAAAAAAUAUGGUGCUUGGCGUUUCUAAACAUUUUUUUUUUCUAAAUUUAUAAUUGUCAUGUGGAUAAAAAAAAAUAUCAGGCUUGGGUUUAUUACAUCAGGUAACAUUUUUCUUCUUCUUAACGUUUUUCAACAACAAAUCAAUGCUUUUCAUGCAUGAUCGGUCUUCUUAGGAAAAGAGAAAAUCCUUUAUACUUGUGAAUAUUUUAGUAACAACAUUUUAUGUAACUUUGUUCUAAUAUUUUAGGUAAGUUUCUUUUUCUUUCUUUUUUUUUUUUUUUUUGUUUAAUGCACAAGUCUUAAGUGUGCAAGCGUUUACGUCAUUGCGCCAUUCCAAAAGUGCAUCCAAAAAAAAUUGUCAUUCCCUUUCAGUACCUUCUCAGGAGUAUCGCUACAGAUCAGCUGAUCAGGUUUCGCAACGCCAUAAAGACUCAUGACUGCCCAAAGGAUAUAAUGUACACAGAUGUAUCUACAGUCAAGUUAUGACAUGUGCAUGUGUCGAUAGGUAUAUAUGUACAUCUUUACUACUGUGUGUGUGUACAGGAGGUAGAUACACAUAAAUGUAAAGAUUUACACAGAUAUAUUCACUUGUUUACAGUGGUUCUAAAAUGUUCUCAGAAUGUUGAGGGAAUAUAUAUAUUUUUUUCCAAACAAGAUGUGUAUUUAACAUGUGCUACAUACUAUAUCUUUAACAGUGCAGAAUGGUGUUGGUAUAUGGAUUCAUUAAGGAAAUUAUUUUUAUAUGGAGAUGUAGAUAUGGGCAUGCCCGAGAUUCAUUUGCGCUGUGUUCCACUUACCAGUCUCGAAACAGAAGUCGUGGAAUCUGUUAACAGGAUGGACAAAGCUCAGUAAUAAACAUGGCACCAUCUGCACCAAUCUGCUUAUGGGAUUUAUUAUAUGAAAACGCAUGGAUUUAGGCAGAUUAGGAAAUUGCCUGCUGAAGAGUUACAUUUACCAGUGUACCUUUGCAUCACUCUAAUCCAUUAUCUCAUCUCAGAUUGGCAGUUAAUAUGAAAACACAAUGUGGAAGUCUAUCAUGGGCCAUCAUGUCACAAGGUGGAAGGGUAGGCGAGUUAGAAACAGCAUUGUUAUCCACAGAUAAUCAUUUUAGUAAAUUUGUGUGGUGUUUAAGCCGUUUAAGUCCAUUAUUUAAUAUGGUUUACGUUGGUGGUGCAAGGGUAGGCUGUAAAGGAUUAAAUGUGACUCGCAUUUCUAUUUGAGAUUAUGCUGAGUGGCUGAUUAAGCAACUGAAAGUGCAACUUGCAAAGAGGG